AACAAAAUGGUAUUAACUGACCCGAAGAUAAUAAAUCUGAUUGUUUGCUCUCUAGUUGGCCCAGAUGUUCCUGCCAAUACUUAUUCUGUAGCUCAAUCGGAGUGGGCAGAUGGUACUAGAUCGGACGUACUUUACGCGUCGAAAAUUGAAAAAGCAGAGGCGUUACCACCAAUUUUGAUUGAAUCGCAAUAUUAUGUCGAUCAAGACUUCAUGAUUCGCCUUAUUAGCUAUUCGUCAAAUGUGUACAAGCGCUACAAAGUGCUACCUAUCGUUCUGGUUAUUGUGACCAAAUCUUUUUCCAAAGCUAGCUUUAAAAAUGAGUUUAAUACCAGUAGUGAUGGAUUUCUGCUCGAAGCGAGCUGUAAAUUCUGGGCUAAGCAAUGUUUUCUACUAACGGCUGAUGCCGUCUCAAAUUAUUCUUACGGUGGCCAAGCAGCAUUAGGCCCUAUGGUAGCUUUAGGUUACUUUACUACUCAUCAUACCCUACAACAAAUACCCUCACACCACUGUGCGAAUCCAACUUUAAAGUUGUUAUUAACUAUUGUAAAAGGACUUCUGUCCGAUGAUAGUGAUGAAGUAAUUCGUAAAUCAAGUACGACUUAUCUGAUAAACCAAAUCAAAAGGAGUUUGGAACAUAUCAUUGCAGAUAGUCCAGAUGAUAGUACGAACAAAAAAAUCAAAACUUAUGUUGAAGAAGGUCUGUUGUCCAUUGAACAGUUACAAAGCGAUCUAGAUAGCAACGAUAAAGACAAUAUUGAAGAAAGUACGGCUGACAUGUACACUGCUGAAGACUUUCAAUUUAUUGAAAGUUUCAGUAAGCCUGGCAAGAACAAGAAUUGGAAGAAUAUUUUCAAUGAAGGCAAAAAGCAGGGUUUGUUUAAAUCGUAUAAAUCAUCGGAUACUCUGAAGUCUUCGUAUUAUCAUAUAAGAAGACGAAAAGAACAAAAAGAUAAUAAGAAAUAAAAAGAAAAU
This is a messenger RNA of Mycotypha africana, 972 nucleotides long. RefSeq lists its product as uncharacterized. Bases 7 to 963 code for a protein of 318 amino acids. Lineage: Eukaryota; Fungi; Mucoromycota; Mucoromycetes; Mucorales; Mycotyphaceae. The record is from RefSeq and is a predicted model, not a curated record. The transcript has 2 exons.